CAUUAGCUUUCCUGCCAAAGUCACCGCGAAAGGUCCCGUUUAUUAUGGCGUUUUCUAAAACAUGGAAGCAGUGUUGAGCCUCGUGUCGUUAACUGUCACGAAGGUUUUACAGUUCUCCGGACUGACGGACAACUGGAAUGCCCGAGGGCCAAAGAUGGAGGAGAAAGCGUUAGAAGUGUACGAUGUGAUCAAAUCGAUCCGUGACCCAGAGAAGCCCAACACCCUGGAGGAGCUGGAGGUGGUGACGGAGAAGUGCGUGGAGGUGCAGGAGCUCGGAGAAGACGAGUACCUCAUCAUCAUCAGGUUCUCCCCCACCGUCCCCCACUGCUCCCUGGCUACGCUGAUCGGCCUGUGCUUACAAGUCAAGCUCCAGCGAUGUUUGCCGUUUAAACACAAGUUGGAAAUUUACAUUUCGGAAGGAACACACUCUACUGAAGAAGAUAUUAACAAACAGAUCAACGAUAAGGAGCGAGUGGCGGCCGCCAUGGAGAACCCCAACCUGAGAGAGAUCGUGGAGCAGUGUGUCACCGAGCCGGACGACUGACUGCUUGGACCGUGUGUGUGUGUGUGUGUGUGUGUGUGUGUGUGUGUGUGUGUGUGUGUGUGUGUGUGUGUGUGUGUGUGUGUGUCCAUAGUGCCUGAAAAUUACACUCAGAGGACUGCUGAACGCUCGCCUAAAGGCGGAGCCUCGUGUUGGCUCGCCGGACCGUGUC
This is a messenger RNA of Maylandia zebra (zebra mbuna), 713 nucleotides long. The record is from RefSeq and is a predicted model, not a curated record. Lineage: Eukaryota; Metazoa; Chordata; Actinopteri; Cichliformes; Cichlidae.